Messenger RNA from Neogale vison (American mink), 860 nucleotides. RefSeq names its product intercellular adhesion molecule 4 (Landsteiner-Wiener blood group) (gene ICAM4). Gene Ontology annotation, biological process: cell-cell adhesion. The transcript has 3 exons. Lineage: Eukaryota; Metazoa; Chordata; Mammalia; Carnivora; Mustelidae. The record is from RefSeq and is a predicted model, not a curated record. Bases 1 to 843 code for a protein of 280 amino acids. Gene Ontology annotation, molecular function: integrin binding. Gene Ontology annotation, cellular component: membrane.
AUGGGGUCUCUGCUCCCCCUCUCGCUGCUGCUUUUGCUGGCGGCCGCCUACCCCGGAGGCGGAAGGGCGCACCGGCGCCGGAGAGCGCAGGUGCAGGGCUCGGGAGGAAGCUCCCCGGUGCCCUCGGAGACCCCAGCUGCGUUCUGGGUGCGCCUAAGGCCCGAGUUCAAGGAGGUGCAGCCGGGGGGCUCCGUGUGGCUCAACUGCAGCACUAGCUGCCCCCUGCCGGAGUACUCCAGCCUCAGCACUCAGCUGCCGCGGGGCCAAACGCACAGUGGGCCCGGCUGGGUAGCCUACCAGCUGUUGGACGUGAGAGCCUGGAGCUCCGAGGUGCGCUGCUUCGUCACCUGUGCAGGAGAAACACGAUGGGCCACGGCCAAGAUCACCGCCUACAAGCCGCCGCGAAGCGUGAUCCUGGAGCCUCCGCUCUUGGUGGGCAACGAGUACACUCUGCGCUGCCACGUGACGCACGUGUUCCCCGUGGGCUUCCUGGUGGUGACUCUGAGGCGCGGCGGCCGGGUCAUCUACUCUGAGAACCUGAGGCGCUACAACGGCUCUGAUCUGGCCAACGUGACGCUGACUUACACGGCGCCCGCCAGGCUCCGCGACUUUUGGAAACCGGUGACCUGCCAUGCACGCCUCAGUCUUGAUGGCCUGGUGGUCCGCAGCAGCUCGGCACCCAUAACGCUGAGUGGCCUCGCUUGGCGCCCCGCGUCCAAAGCCUUGGCCUCCAGCUCCAUCGCGGCCCUUGUAGGGAUCCUUCUCGUCGUGGGGGCCGUCUACCUGCGACAAUGGCCAUUGGUGCACAACCAGAGUAAAGAGAGCAGGGUCUCUGCCGGCUGAGCCAAAGGAAAAAGACA